AUGCCUUCUCACAAGAUCUACACGAAUGGCAUCUACCACGGAUUGCCAACCUUCCCUGAACACGAUGGCAAGCAGUACACUGCUCUCGUACUAGGCGCAAGUGGCAUUACGGGUGCAUACUUCGUCCGUGUAUUGUCUCAGUCUCCUUUGUGGAAGGAGAUCUUUGCCAUCAGCCGCACUGCACCUCAAGGCCCUCUUCCGAGCCACGUUCAUCACGUCGCAAUCGAUCUGCUUCAAGACCCUGCUGCGAUCGCGGAGGCGUUUAAACGCAACAAGAUCCGACCGGACUAUGUCUUUUUCGCCGCGUAUAUCCAGCCACCUCCAAUAUCAGGAAAAGGACUGUGGUCCGAUGAAGAGGAAAUAGAACGCAUCAAUGUUUUGCUCCUGAAGAAUUUGCUGGAGAGUCUCGAGGCCGCGGCGUGCCGUCCCAAGCGCAUCGUCCUACAGACCGGCGGGAAGCACUAUGGGCCCCACCUCGGUCCUCCACUGUCGCCCAUGGAGGAAACCGAUCCCCGCUACCUUCGCAACCCAAACUUCUACUUUGCACAGGAGGAUCUGCUGUGGUCUUGGUGCCGCCGGAAUGGCGUCUCUUGGAACGUUACACGUCCAGCUUUCAUCGUCGGUGCUGUUCCUACUGCCGCGAUGAACAUAGCAUACGGACUUGCAGUUUAUGCCUCGGUCCAACGGGAGCUGGGUGGAAAGCUCGACUAUCCGGGGACCGUGACGGCUUGGGAUACGGAGAAGCACCUUAGUUCAGCGACACUGAUUGGGUACCAUGCUGAGUGGGCAGCACUCAAUGACGAUGCAAAAGACCAAGCCCUCAAUAUCGUCGACGAUAGUUUGUUCACAUACGGUAAGUUUUGGCCCGUACUCGCCGCUUGGUAUGGUGUCGAAUAUGGCGUCCCGGGAGAGACAACUACGAGCGUGACGCUGCCGGCUUCACCGCCACCUCGUGGAUUUGGACCCCCAGGGACGAUCCACUAUGCGUGGUCAUUUCAAGACUGGGCGAACCGACCUGAUGUGCAAGAGGCCUGGACUAGGCUUGCGACAAGGCAUGGUUUGGUAAAGAAUCCUUUUGAAAAAAUCGUGGAUAUCUUUGGGAUUCUUGAUGGUGAUGUCUCCGGACCGUGGCCGCGAAGUAUGAGUGUUGGCAAGAGCAGAAAACUGGGCUGGCAUGGCUAUGUUGAUAGCCAUGAGGCGCUUUACGAGGCUAUUGAAGGGCUGGUGAAUCUCGAAAUGGUCCCACCAAUUCCCAAUGCCGACAGCCAAUCGAUUAAGUAUCAUGGGUACUGA
Molecule: messenger RNA, 1293 nt
Organism: Exophiala bonariae
Lineage: Eukaryota; Fungi; Ascomycota; Eurotiomycetes; Chaetothyriales; Herpotrichiellaceae
Exons: 4
Coding region: 1-1293 (430 amino acids)
Source: RefSeq, a predicted model, not a curated record